CAGUGGCUGUGUGUGUGUGUGUGUGUGUGUGUGUGUGUGCAAGUGUGCGCAUGUGCAUAGGUGACUUCCUCAGCUGCUCCCUGGUAUGGUGAGGAGGUUUAUUGUAGAGCCGGGAAGAAAGCAGUCAGAGGGCUUUGGAACAUGGCCAUGAGAGGAGAGUGAGUGGGGGAGAGCAAGAGGUGAGAGAAAGAGCAGAGAGAGUUCCAGGGAACCCAGCGGCUAAGAGGGAAAGAAGCCAGUAGCCAAAGUGCCUGAGGUUGUUAUAUAGGGAUUGGAGGCUGGGGGAAGGGAAGCCCAUUCCAGUCCCUGGGCUGGAAGAGUUUAGGGUAGGAAAUGGGGUGUGCCAGCCAUUACUCUGUAACAGGUACUGAGAGGCGCUGGGAGAGCCAGUAUCCGCUUUGAUAGGUAGGCACUUCGGCCAUUUGUCCUGAGUUUGAGAUAUAACAUUCUUCCACCUUAUUUAUUUACUUAUAUUUUUAUUUAAUUUUUUUAAACCUCAGGUUUUUAAAUGUGUGUGGGUAUUUUGCCUGUAUGCAUAUCUGUGUAGCACAUGUGUGCCCUGCCCUCAGUGGCCAGAAGAGGUCAUCAGAUCCCUGGAGUAGUGUGCUGUGUGGGUGCUGGGAACUGAACUUGGGUCCUCUGGAGUAGAAGUCAGUUCUCUCAGCUUUUUAACUGCUCUCAACCAUCUCUUCAGACAAGAUGGACAUCCCAGGCUGCCUUCAAACUUGCCAUACUUUUUCCUCUUUAGCAUCUCCUGGUGAAAAAUACCACAGCUAGCAUCUCCUCCUUGUUUUUUAGACCUAGGCCUAAACAAAUAAGGUUAGGGAAUGUUAGGUUUCAAGACCUCAUCUUUUCAGAAGGUGCUCACCACUGCGUCUAUGCUGGCUGGCUCCAGAGAUCCACCUGUCUCUGCAUCCUCUCCUCUCCCCUUCACCCCGACCCCCAGCACCAGAGUUUUGAGGUAACAGAUGCACUGUGCCCAGCCUUUAUGUGGAUGCAGUAGAUCUGAAUUCGGGUACCCAUGGUUAUGUGGCUGAAUCAUCUCCUUAGCCCCCUGUGACCCCCCUAAAAGAUAGGCUCUUAUUUAGUCCAGGCUGGCCUCCAGCUUGCUUUGUAAGUUAAGAUGACCUUGAACUCCCAAUCUUGCUGCUUUCCACCAAGUGCUGGAGCUUCAAGCAUGUACAGUCACCCUGUGCUGUCACCCUGGGUAUCUUACAAACUCUGUAAAAGUUCCUUUAAGGGCUGGCAAGAUGGCUCAGUAGAUAAGGUCCAAGUCCCUGUGAACAAGCUGAAUUAUCUGAGUUUAACCCCUGUGUCUUGUAGGUAGAUCUCUAUGAGCUCAAGGCCAGCCUGGUCUACAUAGCAAAAGUUCCAGGACAGCCCGGGCUACACUGAUGGUAAUUCAUGGCUAGUCACACUACCCACUAGGGCACCCAUUAGCUUACCUGCAUUCUACCAGGGACCAGCAUGUAGUCUCUUAAUUCUGUUGGCAGGAGAUCGCUAAGCUGUUAGAUGAGCAACUGAGGCAAACCCAAGUUCCCUUGCAGAAUUGUAGCUUUGUAAGGACAGUCUAUUUUAACAACUAGGUCCAGAGUUGACCAUGUUAACCAGCAGUUGGCUCCUAAGCACAGAGGCUGGGUGGAACACUUGGAAAAGUCAGGCUAGGGGCCUGCUCACUCUCUUGAGACCCAAGGUCUCUACAAUCCGGGAGUUCUGUGUUGGAACCUUUCAGAGCUGGGGCUCUGCUUUGGGCUCCCCAGAUAGUGCAUGACUUGGAGGAUGAGGAGAGAGCUGAAGUUAGCUCUCAGGCCGCAGUUCCCUUUCAAGGGUAGCUGAGUUAGUGGGAACUGUAGGUGUGACCUCUAGGGCUGUGCUUACAGUCACAGCCACUUAGUUGUUCAGCCUUUGGUUGUGUGUGAGCCUUAAUAGAGGGCACAGCCAUUGGGAUCUCACCUUGUAGGAGUUGGCUCUGCCCUGCUCUGUCUGUCUGCAUAGCACUUGGAAGGCUGAGGCAGGAGGAGUGCCAUGAGGCCAACCUGGGCUAUAAGAGUAAAACUUUUGUCUUAAAGAAGAGCAGCAACAACAAAAUGAAUUGGCCCAGCAACUCCAGGGUGCCUGACCCUCCAAGUUGUCACCACAGCUGGUGUGUGGAGUAUGGUAUAGAUAGAGCCUGUUCUGCUCUACGUUGGGGACCCAAUGCCACCUUUUACUAUAGCAGGUCCCUCUCCCCCUUUUACCUGGGGAUCAAGUGUUCUUAGCUGGGGAGCCAUCUCUCCAGGCCUAUUUGUUGGUUCUUUCAAGCAGCAGGUUCUUGUUUUGUAGGUUGUCCUUGAACUAAGGUUCCUCUUGCCUCAGUCUGUGUUGGGAUUAAAGGUGCUUGCCACCAUGUCUAGCUCCCCACCCGUUUUUUAAUAUAGUGGUAGUUCUGGAGAUUGAAUCUAGAACAUGCUCAGCUGAACUGCAGAUUUAGCCCUGGUAUAUUUAAAAAAUAUACUUCUGUAUUCUGUGGCUCUUUAGAUAGGGUAGCUCUUGGGGUAGCCUGAGGGUGGCUACAAGGCUUUUGCUUGAGACCCAGUCUUAGGUCAGUUUUACACUUUGGGGCAUAACAAGCAGGGCCCAGAGACUGGGUGAGUUGUUGGGAAGACUCCCACAGCAAUCCUAGGGUUAGGGUAGGGAUUAUAAUCACUGGGUAGCUUGCUCUCUGUUACUUCUCUAUGUAUGUAUGUAUGCGUGUAUAUGUAUAUAUUUACUUAUAUUGUUUAUAUGUAUGGGGGUCUAUAGAGGCCAGAGAGGGUGUUAAUUCCCUGGGUUAUAGUUACAAUUAGUUUUGAGCCACUAAACUCAGGUCCUCUAGAAGAAAUGGAGGGACUCUUAACGACUUAGCUCUGUCUUCAGCCUUCCCAUACACUUUAUUGAGACAGGGUAUCAUUAGCAUGUAGGCCAAGCUGACUUUGAAUUUGCUAUAUGGUUGAGGAUAGUCUUGAACUUGUCUCCUAAGUGCCUGCUCCUGACAUGUUGCCACCUUGCCCAUCACCGAAUCUUUUUCUUGCUUGUUUUUUGAGACAAGAGUCUUCCUGUGUAGCCCAGGCUGGUCUCAAAACUCCCACUCAUCUAGCUAGCAUCAGCCUGCUCAGUGCUGAAACUACAGGGCUGGGAGGAAGGAGGCAUCCUGGGCUGAAGCAGGAAGGCUGGAUCUCUCUCCCUACCAUAAGCUCUAAUGAAAGGGAGGCCUCAUCUCAUCUGUCAAGUGGGAGACCUGGCUCUCUCCCAAGGCUCACACUCCCAGCCUAGCCAACAUUCCACUGACCCCCGAGACCCAGAGGGACCAGGAAAGGCGGAUUCGACGCGAGAUUGCCAACAGCAACGAGCGGAGGCGCAUGCAGAGUAUCAACGCGGGCUUCCAGUCCCUCAAGACCCUCAUUCCCCACACAGAUGGAGAGAAGCUCAGCAAGGCAGCCAUUCUCCAGCAGACAGCAGAAUACAUCUUCUCUCUUGAACAGGAGAAGACUAGACUCCUGCAGCAGAACACACAGCUCAAGCGCUUUAUCCAGGAGCUGAGUGGCUCAUCCCCGAAGCGGCGGCGGGCGGAAGACAAGGAUGAGGGCAUUGGCUCACCCGACAUCUGGGAGGAUGAGAAGGCUGAGGACCUUAGGAGAGAGAUGAUCGAGCUGCGACAACAGCUGGACAAGGAGCGCUCCGUGCGGAUGAUGCUGGAAGAGCAGGUGCGCUCCCUCGAGGCCCACAUGUACCCGGAAAAACUCAAGGUGAUUGCCCAGCAGGUGCAGCUGCAGCAGCAGCAGGAGCAGGUGCGGCUGCUGCACCAGGAGAAGCUAGAGCGGGAACAGCAGCACCUACGGACCCAGCUCCUGCCUCCUCCAGCCCCCACCCACCACCCCACAGUGAUCGUGCCUGCACCAGCCCCGCCUUCCUCCCACCACAUCAAUGUUGUCACCAUGGGUCCCUCCUCAGUCAUCAACUCUGUCUCUACAUCCCGGCAAAAUCUGGACACCAUUGUGCAGGCCAUCCAGCACAUUGAGGGCACCCAGGACAAACAGGAGCUGGAAGAGGAACAGAGGCGAGCAGUUAUCGUGAAGUCUGUCCGCAGCUGCCCAGACGCCCACACCUCUGAUACCGCCUCGGACUCCGAGGCCUCGGACAGCGACGCCAUGGACCAGAGCCGGGAGGAGCCUUUGGGGGACGGGGAGCUUCCCUGACCACCCCCAGCCCUCCUCUCCCUCCUGGGGGCUAGAGGGGGCCGGGGUAACAACAGGGAGAAACAUGGGUGAAUGAGAAAUUUUUACAAAAUUAUGAUGUCAUUUGGGUCUCUUUUAUGACCUCCUUUUCAAUACUGUAAGUCGACCUUUGAUCGAAGCCACCGGAGCCCAGGUCCCGGGGUUGUGGUGGUAUAUAGCACGCGUGGGAGCAUCGGGACUCCAGGGCUGGACCUCGGCCCUGGGGCCAGGGAAGCUGACACUGAGGUGCCUAGCCUCUCUCGCCAAAAAGCUUUUUUAUUUUUGUUUUGUUUUUGUUUUUUCCUUCCAUUUAAACGUGUUUUUAAGAACAGGGAAAAUCAAACAAAACCCCAAGGUAUUUGCUCCCGCCCCAGAGCCAGCCCGAGGCUGUCGUUCCUCACCCCUUCCCUCUGUCGGGUUAUCUUUUUCUCUUUUAAGCACUUACAUGGGUUGGGGUCAGGCUGGGUUGGGGCGUUCUGGGGACCCGGGGGAUGGGGGAUGGGGAUCGGUGAUCGACAUUGCUUCUCAGUUGGGGUUUGCUGCUGCAGUUGUCCCCUCCCUCUCCCCACCUCAGCACCAGAAUUGGCCACUCUCUGCCUUCCCCUCCAGGGUUCCUGUUAUUGACCCCAAAAAUGUCUUUGUCUCUCUUUUUGUUUUGUUUGUUGUUGGUUUUAUUUUGGUUUUGGUUUCUGUAUUUUUUUAAUUUUAAUUUUUCUUUUCUUUUUUUUCUUUUCUUUUUUACAAUUUUGAGGUCUUUGUGUCCAAGGAGAAGCUAUUAUAUUUUGUUAAGAAAAUGGGGGUAGGGAACAAAAUACCAAGAGGCCAUUGUGCCUUUGUAAAGAAACAAAAUAAAGUUUGUACUUGGUUUUUUAGA
Molecule: messenger RNA, 5106 nt
Organism: Mus musculus (house mouse)
Lineage: Eukaryota; Metazoa; Chordata; Mammalia; Rodentia; Muridae
Gene: Tfap4
Product: transcription factor AP4
Exons: 8
Coding region: 3378-4214 (278 amino acids)
Cellular component (GO): nucleus
Molecular function (GO): protein dimerization activity
Source: RefSeq, a predicted model, not a curated record